Xenopus laevis (African clawed frog) is the source of this 2801-nucleotide messenger RNA. It is a transcript of the gene colgalt2.L, whose product is annotated as procollagen galactosyltransferase 2. The transcript has 12 exons. The record is from RefSeq and is a predicted model, not a curated record. Gene Ontology annotation, molecular function: procollagen galactosyltransferase activity. Lineage: Eukaryota; Metazoa; Chordata; Amphibia; Anura; Pipidae. Bases 160 to 2007 code for a protein of 615 amino acids.
GAUUUUUGCAUGCUUCUUCAACUUGCUCUUUUCUAUUGAAACCUAAGCCCCCUAGACUCACAGGCUCUCAUAUUACAGCUCCACCCCCCUCCAAUGUGAGUAGAAUCCUUACAACUAACAUAGCUAAGGCAGUAUUUUCAUCUGUGAGCUGUGGGAAACAUGGCUACAAUCCCUGCUGGAUAUACCCUUCUGCUGCUAUUGCCUUUCUGUCUAACAAACUUAUGUGUUAGUGCUGAGGAGCUGAAUAUAGAAGAAGCAAUUCUCCCUGAAUCUUCCCUGCAAAAGCCCAGUGUCCUGAUUGCCAUCAUCGCUAGGAAUGCUGCACACACGCUGCCUUAUUUUAUGGACUGCAUUGAUAAGUUGAAUUACCCCAAGAGCAGAAUCGCUAUAUGGGCAGCAACUGAUCACAACAUUGAUAACACCACAGCUAUAUUACGAGAAUGGCUAAAGAGUGUGCAGAAGUUGUAUCAUUAUGUUGAAUGGAGACCUAUGGCAGAGCCUCAAUCAUACCCUGAUGAACUUGGGCCAAAACACUGGCCAGCUUCUAGAUUUACCCACGUCAUGAAACUGCGCCAAGCCGCAAUGCGUACUGCCAGAGAAAAGUGGUCUGAUUAUAUCUUGUAUAUAGAUGCAGACAACUUUCUAACCAAUCCCCAGACUUUAAAUCUGAUGCUGAGCGAAAACAAGACUAUUGUUGCCCCAAUGCUUGAAUCACGGACACUCUACUCUAAUUAUUGGUGUGGAAUCACACCUCAGGGUUAUUAUAAAAGAACUCCAGACUAUGUUCUCAUAAGAGAGUGGAAGAGAUUGGGCUGUUUCCCUGUUCCAAUGGUUCAUUCGACUAUGCUCAUUGACCUCAGGAAAGAGGCAUCCAAAAACCUACAAUUUUAUCCUCCUCAUGAAGACUACACCUGGGCAUUUGAUGACAUUAUUGUCUUUGCAUUCUCUAGCAGACAAACAGGAAUUCAAAUGUAUAUCUGUAACAGAGAGCACUAUGGGUAUCUUGCUGUUCCAAUGAAACCUCAUCAAACCCUGCAGGAUGACAUAGAUAAUUUUGUUCAUGUGCAGACAGAAGCAAUGAUUGAUCGCCCCCCUCUGGAACCAUCUCGGUAUGUCCACGUGCCACCCAAACAUCCAGAUAAAAUGGGAUUUGAUGAGAUUUUUAUGAUCAACUUGAAGCGACGGCAGGAUCGCAGAGUACGUAUGCUUCGAAGCCUAUAUGAACAGGAAAUCCAAGUGAAAAUUUUCGAUGCUGUUGAUGGAAAAGCACUGAAUACAAGCCAACUGAAGGCAUUGAAAAUAGAGGUGAUACCUGGAUAUCACGACCCAUACUCUGGUAGAACCCUGACACGGGGUGAAAUUGGUUGCUUCCUUAGCCAUUAUUAUAUAUGGAAAGAGGUGGUUGACAGGGGCCUUGAAAAAUCACUCGUCAUUGAGGAUGAUGUUCGGUUUGAGCCUUUAUUUAAACACAAGCUAAUGAAGUUAAUGAAUGACAUUGAAGAGGUUGAACUGGAGUGGGACUUGAUCUACAUUGGAAGAAAGCGAAUGCAAGUCGAGCGCCCAGAAAAGGCAAUUCCAAAUGUAAUGAAUCUGGUUGAGGCAGACUACUCAUACUGGACCCUUGGAUAUGCCAUAUCCAGGCAAGGAGCAGAGAAGCUAAUUGCAGCAGAACCUUUUAAUAAGAUGUUACCAGUGGAUGAGUUCCUCCCGGUCAUGUUCAACAAACACCCAGUAGAGAAAUAUUUGGAGUUUUACGAACCUCGAGAUUUGAAGGCCUUCUCUGCUGAGCCUCUGCUUAUCUACCCAACCCACUACACUGGCCAACCAGGGUAUUUUAGUGACACAGAGACAUCCACCAUCUGGGACAAUGAAACAGUAGUAACUGAUUGGGAUCGAAGGUACUCUUUGAAAUCUAGAGAGCAGGGUCAGAUACACAGCGACGCUCAGAACAAGGACGCUUUACCGCCUCAGCCAACACUUCAAACUUCAUCACGGGAUGAACUAUAAUUAUUUAAACACAUGUGCAGGGCACAUCAUUUUUGUAUAGAUGCUGUAUUUUUUACUGUGAAUUUUUUUUUCAUGUAAGGAAUUAAAGAUAUUUUUAUUUAAAGACAAAAGGUCACAAUGAAAUCAAAGGACUUUUAAGUUUAUUUAGUUAAAUUGUCUCUUGUGUGAUGAACAAAAAAAAACGGUUCUGGUGGAAAGCUGGAAUUCCUUAGUGGGUUCUCUAUGUUUUAGGUCUUACAUAAUUUAGCUAUUACUUUAAUGGCACCAACAAGUUUCACUGUGUUUUAUAGAGAGUCUAAUUUCCCAUUCACUAAAGUGUAUACAAUCACAAUGGAGUAUGCUAUGAUACUGGAGUGUCCAGAGCAAACCCAGCCUAACAUAGGAUAACAUACAAAGUCCAUACCAAAGGAUCCUAACACUGCAUGGUAGCAAUUCUAAACGCAGUGCCACUAGUUUCUAGGUUCUUUAUUCUUAAAUGCACCAGGAUGUUGAGAAUUAUCAUGAACUAUUCUGAAAUAUAAUAUAUUCUAAAUAUAUAUUCUAAAAUAUUAUGGAACAUACAAGGAGCCUUUAAAAUUGUCUUAUGCUUAUACGAAGCACAAUUUAUUUUGUAUUAAAAGCUUUUGUUUUGUUAGGAUUAGGGAUAGGAUUAGCCUGUUAAACAAAUGCAUAGGUUAGAAUUUUUCCCAGAUAAUGCUACCAGGGAGUAAAGUGCCACCCUAUGAAAAAUAUGAUUUUUGUGUGUAUCCUAUUGUAGCGCUAUAAUAAAAUGAGUGGCACCGUCUCGAUUAUAA